AUGGUUAACUUACCUGCAAUAUCUUUAAGAAAUGUACAAGAUGAUGACAGAGAAAGGUUAAGAACAAGAAGUCAUCACGCAUGGGGCAUGAGACUUGGACGAAGUAGAGAAGAAAUGAAACGGCAUAGCGAACCCACUGGAUUACACCAAUUAGAGAAAUUAGCUCGACGUUCAGUUAGACUUAUGGAAAAACAUGGAACGAAAACACCGAAUAGUUACGUACAUGUUAUGGAUCUACUAAGACAACAAUAUAACAUGAAUUUUAUGAUUCUCUGCGAAAAAUGCAGUGGCCCACAUAAUCAGGACGAGUUAUUAGCCCCCGAGCGUUAG
Papilio polytes (common Mormon) is the source of this 330-nucleotide messenger RNA. RefSeq lists its product as uncharacterized. NCBI's taxonomy places the organism in Eukaryota, Metazoa, Arthropoda, Insecta, Lepidoptera, Papilionidae. The coding region runs from base 1 to 330 and encodes 109 amino acids. The transcript has 2 exons. The record is from RefSeq and is a predicted model, not a curated record.